Messenger RNA from Drosophila sechellia, 683 nucleotides. It is a transcript of the gene Eh, whose product is annotated as Eclosion hormone. The record is from RefSeq and is a predicted model, not a curated record. Gene Ontology annotation, biological process: neuropeptide signaling pathway; ecdysis, chitin-based cuticle. NCBI's taxonomy places the organism in Eukaryota, Metazoa, Arthropoda, Insecta, Diptera, Drosophilidae. Bases 145 to 438 code for a protein of 97 amino acids. Gene Ontology annotation, molecular function: ecdysis-triggering hormone activity. The transcript has 4 exons.
ACAAACGUGUUGCCAAGUACUUGGCGAGUAAUCCAAAAAGCCCACACCUUCGCUGCCAAACAAUCAACUACCGACAGACAACGGUCGCAAGCUAGUCAGCUCCCCAAACAAAUCCGUUUGAAUCAAAGCACCAAUUCCAUCAUCAUGAACUGCAAGCCCUUGAUUUUGUGCACCUUUGUGGCAGUUGCAAUGUGCCUGGUGCAUUUUGGAAAUGCAUUGCCCGCCAUAAGUCAUUAUACGCAUAAGAGAUUUGACUCCAUGGGUGGCAUUGAUUUCAUUCAGGUGUGCCUUAAUAACUGCGUCCAGUGCAAGACCAUGCUGGGAGAUUACUUCCAGGGACAGACCUGUGCCCUUUCCUGCCUCAAGUUCAAGGGCAAAGCCAUCCCGGACUGCGAGGAUAUAGCCUCUAUAGCCCCGUUUCUGAAUGCGCUCGAGUGAAGCGAUAAGAGGCGCCUCUUGUGCGUUGUGUGUGGUGGUGUGUGCUUUUAUGGCCUGUGACUCAGGUGUGGAUUUGGGUCAAUGUGAUGCUCAACACGAUGCUCAAGUCUUGGCGAUCUUGGCUGCUGAUGUCGACCACAACGAUGAUGAAAUUACUUUUGCUAAACAACUGACUUUCCAGCGCGAAACCAAAGAGUUCCUAUUAACUUGUAAUUGUGUAGUGAAUAAACAAAUACCAAGAAAAA